AUGCCACAGCUCGACACAUCCACAUGAUUCAUCACUAUCCUAUCCAUAAUCCUCACAUUAUAUAUUAUUAUACAAUUAAAAAUCUCAAAACAUUUAUACUACCAAAACCCAGAACCGACCGUCACAAAGUCAACAAAACAUUCAACCCCAUGAGAAGACAAAUGAACGAAAAUCUAUUCUCCUCUUUCAUUACCCCUACAAUAA
This is a messenger RNA of Pteropus alecto (black flying fox), 204 nucleotides long. The record is from the annotation of a RefSeq genome assembly. NCBI's taxonomy places the organism in Eukaryota, Metazoa, Chordata, Mammalia, Chiroptera, Pteropodidae.